This is a messenger RNA of Chelonus insularis, 1340 nucleotides long. It is a transcript of the gene meigo, whose product is annotated as Solute carrier family 35 member B1 homolog meigo. The transcript has 2 exons. The record is from RefSeq and is a predicted model, not a curated record. The coding region runs from base 150 to 1112 and encodes 320 amino acids. Gene Ontology annotation, biological process: UDP-galactose transmembrane transport. Lineage: Eukaryota; Metazoa; Arthropoda; Insecta; Hymenoptera; Braconidae. Gene Ontology annotation, molecular function: UDP-galactose transmembrane transporter activity; UDP-glucose transmembrane transporter activity. Gene Ontology annotation, cellular component: Golgi membrane; endoplasmic reticulum membrane.
GCCUCAAAAAGUAGGAGCAAACCAGCAAUGGCCACGCAUACAAGCCGCUACACUCAACGAUGUUUGUUGAAUCAACAUUAACAGUUGUUUCCGUAUGUGUAUCAAACUUUUUCGGUACUUGACACGUUGUCUUCUUAUAUUCCGCAAAAAUGAGUAACAAUAGUUCACGGUUAUUAAUUUGUGCCGCCGGCAUAUUUAUUUGUUAUUUUUACUUUGCAAUGUUACAAGAAAAAAUAACUCGUGGUGUUUAUGGAGAAAAUGAAAAUAGAGAAAAGUUUACGUACAUGUUUGCAUUAGUAUUCUUUCAAUGUGUGGUCAAUUAUUUAUUUGCAAAGCUUCUUUUAUUGACAGUUAUGAAAGAAAAUGACGAUAGUACAAGAACGGUUUAUUAUGCUACCUCAGCACUUACAUAUUUGCUAGGCAUGGUUUCUAGUAAUAUGGCUUUGCAGUUUGUUAAUUAUCCUACACAGGUUGUAGGAAAAGCUGGGAAACCAAUUCCUGUGAUGCUUUUAGGAGUUUUACUUGGAAAAAAGAGUUAUCCAAUGAAGAAAUAUUUCUUCGUUACUAUGAUAGUCUUAGGAGUAAUUUUAUUUAUGUAUAAAGACGAUAAGAUGCCAACUAAACAGUCGGACAAUCAGACAGGACUUGGAGAGUUGUUAAUUCUACUGUCUUUAACAAUGGAUGGAUUAUUAAGUGCGGUACAAGAGAGGAUGCGAGCAGAGCACAAAACAACAUCAGGACAUAUGAUGUUGAAUCUAAACUUUUGGGCAAUUAUUUUUAGUGGAGUUGUUAUUACAAUGAGUGGAGAACUUUUAGGAUUCCUUAUGUUUCUCCAGAGAUAUCCCAGCACUUUGUGGCAUAUAAUAACAUUUUCAAUGGCUGGUGCUUUAGGACAAUUCUUCAUUUUCCGGACUGUAUCUGAAUUCGGUCCUCUUCCAUGUUCAAUCAUUACCACAACUAGAAAAUUUUUUACCGUCUUAGCAUCUGUUAUACUUUUUGGAAAUUCUUUAUUAGCAAGACAGUGGUUAGGAACGACGAUAGUAUUUUCAGGACUAUUUUUAGAUGCAGUUUAUGGUAAAACGAAGAAUAUAAAAAAAGAAAUUGAAAAAUAAUUUUUUAUUUUAAUUAAUUAUUUAUUUUGUAUCAUUUUUGUGUUUAUUUACAAUUUACAUACUGAAAUUUGUGCAAUAAAAAUAACAGUGUGUGCGAUUUUUUUUAAGGAGACAUUCACAGUGGAAUGUAAUUUUCCAAUCAUGAACUAAUUAAAUAAAAUUAUAAGAAAUGAUAUUAUAAUGUAUAUAAUGAGCACAAAAAUUAUUAUAAACUCAUACUUUGGUCGC